CCGCGCUGUGACUAACUGACGGUGGUGUCAGUCGGUCGGUCGGUCGGUGGUGCCGCUGCUGAGCAGAAAAACGGGAGAAAAGAUUUAUAAACUGGCACCAGAGAGAGAAUUAACUCUUCAGUUCAUCCCGAACUCUCCAGAGGAACACACCUGAGACAGGCCCUACACACUGAGUGUAGCUGAGGCAGCAGCAGCGAUGUCGGGCUCCUACGAUGACUCCAUGAUCGAUGUCUCCAGCGACAGCUUCUGGGAGGUGGGAAACUACAAACGAUCAGUGAAACGGGUCGACGACGGCAACCGGCUCUGCAACGACCUGAUGAGCUGUAUUCAUGAGCGUGCACGCAUCGAAAAGGCCUACGCACAGCAGCUCACAGAGUGGGGCAAGCGCUGGAGGCAACUCAUAGAAAAAGGGCCUCAGUACGGCACGCUGGAGCGGGCGUGGUCGGCGCUGUGCACGGAGGCGGAGAAGGUGAGCGAGCUCCACAUGGAGGUGAAGUCGUCACUAAUGGGAGAAGACUACGAGAAGCUGAAGAACUGGCAGAGAGACGCCUACCACAAACAGAUGAUCGGAGGAUUCAAAGAGACGAAAGAGGCGGACGACGGCUUCCGGAAGGCUCAGAAACCCUGGGCCAAGAAACUCAAAGAGAUGGAGACAAUGAAGAAGUCGUAUCACUCUGCCUGUAAAGAGGAGAAGCUGGCAGCCAGCAGGGAGACCAACAGCAAACUGGAGAGCAACAACAACCCAGAAGCCCAGAAGAAGCUCCAGGAGAAGGUGGAGAAAUGUCAGCAGGAGGUGCAGAAGACUAAAGAACGCUACGAGAAAUCCCUGGAGGAACUGGACAAGCUGACCCCUCAGUACAUGGAGAACAUGGAGCAGGUGUUUGAGCAGUGGCAGCAGUUUGAAGACAAACGGAUCCGCUUCUUCAAAGAGCUGCUGCUGGAGGUGAAGCAGCACCUGGACCUCUCAACCAAUCACAGGUUCCAGACGGUCUACCACACGCUGGAGGACACCGUCUCUGCUACUGAUGCUGAAGAGGACCUGAAGUGGUUCCGGUCCAACCACGGGCCCGGCAUGCCCAUGAACUGGCCCCAGUUUGAGAGUUUGGACUGGUCCAACCCUCGCUGCUUUAAGAGAAGGUCCAUUGUAGACUGGUCCAUAGACCUGAACCGGACCCUCAGCAGGCGAGAGAAGAAGAAACCGUCAGAAGGCGUCACGCUGACGGGGAUCAGUCAGACUGGAUCAGACCAGCCGCUGCAGACCGCCAAGACCAGCAGCAGCCUGACCGUGCCCACUAACACGGCACCAGUGGGCACAAACCCGUUUGAUGAAGACGAGGAGGAGGAGGAGGAGCAGGAGGAGGAGGAGGAGGUGGAGGAGGAGGUGGCCGUGGAGCAGCAGACCAUCAACCACCACAGAGUGAAUAAAGAGGAAAUAAAAACUGCGAGCAGCGUGGAGAAGACUCCUGAUUGGUCAGACGAAGACACCGGCGCUAACCCGUUCUCCACCAACGGGGACGGGAACCCGUUCGAGGACGAGCCGACCUCUCCCCUCGUAUCUGUGGCGGUCAGAGCUCUGUACGACUACGAGGGCCAGGAGCAGGACGAGCUCACCUUCAAAGCAGGUGAUGAGUUCACUAAGAUCGGAGAGGAGGAUGACCAGGGUUGGUGUAAAGGCCGGCUGAAGGACGGACAGACGGGCCUCUAUCCUGCUAACUACGUGGAAGACAUCCAGUAGUGAAUCAAUGUGAAGAAAGAAGAACGUGGUGUGUUUAGCCAAGUGACAGUGCGGCUGGAAUGAGAAGCCCUCAUGUUUUUCUUCCUGUGGUGAGGACGGACGUGUUGGAGAAGUUUCAGAUGAUUAAAGGACGCUUGAAUCGCCUCAGACUGACAGGACAAAGAUGGAAACCAAACCAAGAGUUUCCAGAUGAUUCCAGGCGAAGAAGAUCACAGAAAAAAUGCUGUCAGUGUAAGAUAUGUUACUUAGAAUCCCAUUUAUGCUGUUACAAAAAUAAUAGCCUUUCAAAUAUAUAUUAGAUAAGUGAAAUUAAUGUGUGAAUUUCUAUAUUGUUUAAAUGAAACACUGGGAUGACGCGCGAUGUUACAUGCAGCCUUAAUAUCCGCCACUAUGGAUCCAUGGAGGGAGACGACCCUUUUUAUUACCAUAAUUAUCUAUUUUAGGUUUCAAACCAUUAGAAUCCAGUCCAUAAAUGUUAAUUGUUAGAUUUCUUUGGGACUAAGUGGACCCUAUUAUUUAGUCAGAGUCUCCUGAUUGUCAUUUCUUUCAGGUUUUCUGUUUUUCCAUUCAGUUCAUGAACUGUUCUGGUUAUUUCAUACAGAAUGAUGAAGAGUAGAGCGUUACUGACGUAGUCUUCAUUUGUUUCACCGUGGGUCGGUUCCUCUAGUCACUGCUAUUGAAUGUAUAUUCACUGAUUGUAUUUUUGUUCUCUUUCUGUAACCACUGACCCAUUAACCCCUGAACAAACUGUCCUCCAGCUUUUCACACCAACCUCUCUACUUCCUGUCAGUCGUAGAUUGUAAUAUUAUUAUUUUAUGGGUUAUUUCUCAUGCAACACUGAAGGUUUUUCACAAACUCUUAUCUCACUUGAAUCUCCAUGUUUUAAUUCACUCACUUGUUAAAUGUCAAGCUUUGGGAGAAUAUUUUACUGUUUGUUGCUGUUGUUUUAAAAAUAAAUAUAUAUAUAUUACAGUUUAUAGCAAUAAACCCACAGCCAAGCAUGGCACUGCAAACUGCAUGUAAAUAGCCUGGAUGAGACAUAUUAGAACAAAUGAAGCAUCAAUAUCAGAUGAUAUGUAGUUGGAAAUUGAUGAUUGUUAAUUUAUGAUGCCACAAGUGCUUUGUUCUACUCUGGUUAGAAUGCUGUGACUGAGAAUCACUUUGUAUAGUAAUUGAAUGUUUUAUGGCAAAUAUCCCUUGAAUCUGUUAUUUUGAUAUAUUUGUAAAUAUGAUUAUUUUUCCCAUCACAGAGGGACAUACUCAUUUAAUUAAUCAGCAAAUAUGUGAAUAAUUGAUCAUUUCCCUUCAGGAGCUAUGAAAUGAAUGGUUACACCUGAUUUCAUAACUUUAACACAUAUAUUUGGAUCAUCAAGUAUUUUGUAGGCGUGCAUCUCUGCAGAGAUAAAUUGCUGGCUUUUUCACUUUUGCAAGCUCCAAAUCCAUGAAUUGCCCCGUGUAUUGAUGAAAUAAUUAAAAAAACAAAUCUAUUUGAUGACUUUUACUGCAGCACGAGAGGAAGAUGAAUUCUGUUUGUCUUUAAUAAUCGUGAGAAACGUUUUGACGUGUUUUCAGGGCAUGCUGUCGUCAAAACGCAGCAACAGCUGGACUUCACAGGAAGGUUUGCAAAUGUUGUUGUUGUCCCACAACAUAAUAAAUGGAUUUAUUGGAAAAA
Centropristis striata (black sea bass) is the source of this 3407-nucleotide messenger RNA. It is a transcript of the gene pacsin2, whose product is annotated as protein kinase C and casein kinase substrate in neurons 2. The record is from RefSeq and is a predicted model, not a curated record. The transcript has 12 exons. Gene Ontology annotation, cellular component: endosome; plasma membrane; cytoplasm. NCBI's taxonomy places the organism in Eukaryota, Metazoa, Chordata, Actinopteri, Perciformes, Serranidae. Gene Ontology annotation, molecular function: protein binding; phospholipid binding. The coding region runs from base 197 to 1735 and encodes 512 amino acids. Gene Ontology annotation, biological process: regulation of endocytosis; cytoskeleton organization; plasma membrane tubulation.